AUGACUAACAAACCGUCUCAUAAGAACGCCCGCGACCCGGCAACAAUAACUCCGGAAUACAUAUUGCAGCAACGAUUACUCCGGGAACAGCGGAAGCAACGUGAACGAGAAGAAAAGGGACUUAAUGAUAGCACCAAACAAGAAGCAACGACACCACCUCAUCUUCGAUUCCAAAAGAGAGAGAUGCUUCAAGUUAAUGACCCCAUAGAGGACAAGCUUAAGGUAAAGAUCAUGUCGUACAAUGUUCUUGCACAAUGUCUUAUUCGAAGAGAGUUAUUCCCCACCAGUGGAAACAUCUUGAAAUGGAGCAUUAGAUCGCAAGUUCUUAUGUCCGAGUUCAAGCACUACGACGCAGAUAUCAUGUGUUUGCAAGAGUUAGAUCAUGUUCAGUACAAGAGCUUUUGGCACUCGGAAUUAGAGAAACUAGGUUAUCAAUCUAAGUACUACAGAAACACAGCCAAGGGCCAUGGAGUGGCUAUUUUCUUCAAGAAAUCAAUGUUUGUAUGGAAACAUCAAAGUGCUAUAAACUACGAUAACGAAGAAGUCCCCCAGGGUUUAGAACCACGGACCAUAACUCAGAACAUUGGACUUAUAGUGCAAUUGGAUUUCACUUCGAUCAUUCGGAAAAAAUACAAACUAUCAAAAGCCGGAGUAAUUAUCGGAACAACUCAUCUCUUCUGGCAUCCAUUUGGAACCUUUGAAAGAACAAGACAGACAUAUUUGGUUUUGAAGAAGAUUAAAGACUUCACAAGUAUCUUGAAUAGCGUAUCUGGGACCCCACGUAGUGGGUAUUAUACGUUCUUUGCAGGUGACUUGAACUCUCAGCCUUUUGAUUCACCUUAUCUCUCAAUCACUGCUAAGCCAAUAGAGUACUCUGGAAGAUCUAAGCUUGUCAUUAGCUGUUCUUUGUCAUAUAGGUUUUCAAAGAACCGAGGAAAGACUUCAAAUGAGUCCAUUGAAGGUGGGAUCACCCACGUCGAAGAUCCAGAAGAUCCAGAGUUUGGUAGUGAUAAUAAUGAUGAUGACAAUGUUCAUGAUGAAAAGCAUUAUGAAGGUCAACCAAAGGACCCUGUUCCUGAAUCCUUUGAAGCAUCGGAAGAACAGCUUGAAUUGGUUCAAAAGAUCCAAGAUGUUCAUAAUUCAUUGGAUAUGAGAGCCAUAUCUGUUUAUGCCUCAGGAUAUCGUCAUGUUCAUCCAGAGAAUUCAGGUAGGGAUAAUGAUCGAUUUGAACCAUAUUUCUCUAAUUGGGCUCAUACUUGGAGAGGACUUUUGGACUAUAUAUUGGUGGUUUGCCCUUGGGACAAAACAAGGGAAGAUCAUUCUAAAAGAGUUGAUACCACAGAAGAGUUACAAGAGAACCAACUGAUUAGAUUAUUGAAACUAUUACGGUUACCUCAACCUGAAGAAAUGGGGUCCGAACCUUCAGGUCAACCCAGAUCAGGUCAGUAUCCUUCUGACCAUUUAUGUUUAAUGGCUGAGGUUCAACUUUUGUAG
Messenger RNA from Lizanozyma spartinae, 1494 nucleotides. Its product is annotated as RNA exonuclease. The transcript has a single exon. The record is from RefSeq and is a predicted model, not a curated record. Bases 1 to 1494 code for a protein of 497 amino acids. Lineage: Eukaryota; Fungi; Ascomycota; Pichiomycetes; Serinales; Debaryomycetaceae. Gene Ontology annotation, molecular function: poly(A)-specific ribonuclease activity.